CGUUGAAAUAGUGUUAAUGAGUUACAAUUCAUAUCUGACUUUGAGAAAGAUCAUAGUUUAGCGUUUUUAGAUUUUUAUGCUUAUAUUAAGUGGAGGUUGCUCCAUCUAGAUUUUCUUCAAACGUUCCCAGUUUGUAAAGGAUACUUCGAAGUAUAUGUCCUGAAGUCUUCUCAGCUCACUUACCUUCAUUUAGCUGAGAAAAAAAUUAAUUACUUAAAAGCACGAGACUAUUUAAUAAGUUUCCUAUCCAUUCUCCAUUUCAUCAUAAAAACUUGGUUCUUGCCUUGAUCGAUAGAGAAAUGUGUAGAGAAUAUUUACUAAGAGAGAAUAUGUAAAAGUUUUUGUUCUUUCUUUCCUGUUAUUGACUAAUUAGUGCUAAUUAACUUUAAUUUAGCCUAUUCUACUAGCUUAGAGUUUCAUUUGUAAAAUACCAACUCAACGAAAAAAUUCAAGUAAUAUCUCAUCUGAUACAGAAUUUCAGGGGCUAUAAGAGAUACUAUCUUAAAAUUCUUAGAAUACGUUUUUACUGCUCAGAAAGUCUAGUAACUCAGGAAUUUAACAAUACUUUUUAAAUAAUUAAUUUCUUUCUCAGCUAAAUAAUGCAAGUAAGCUGAGAAAGCUUCAGGACAUAUAAUUCGAAGUAUCUCAAUUUUUUAAGUUUUAAAAUUUCGUAUUCUUCAAUUGAAAAAUCAAAAACAGAAAAUUUUAAAAAAGCUCUAAUGAGGGACUCCGGAAUUCGAUUCUGAACAACUUUUGCACUCAUAGUUUCCCUCCAAAAUGCUUGCUUUGAUCGCAACUGGUCGUGAGACCUUUUUUCAGAAUACUUUUAGCUCUAAAAUUUCCUUCAGAAGACGAAAGUUAAAUUUCUGCGUUAAACUUCAUUGGGAAACGAUGAAAAGUAUUUCUCCUAAUACAAGUUAAUGUUCUCUAUCGAACUACGCUAGAAUCAACUCUUCAUAUCAAAAAUUAAAGUUCUUAUUGAAAUUUUAAAAAUACGGCAAAAAACUUUAAAAACUUUUUUAAUCAAAAACUACAAAUGUGGAAACCGAAAGCUUUGAUGGAAUAGAUACUCCGAAGUGUCCUCUACAAACUAGUGAAAGCACAUUCGAUGGAAGGACCCCCCUAAUUUGUAUAGAAAAGAAACAGCUAGUACAUGCCUAUAUGUUUAUGAGAAAGUUUUCAAAUUUAGAAAAAUUAUGCAUUAAUUUGACUUGUAGAUCACAUGAAUUAGCUUAUUUGGACGGUCAACAAUGGCAUAUUGACGACGGUGAUGAAGACUCUUCACAUUACGAUAUUAAUGAUCAACAGUUUCAAUUUUCAAAAUUAUGUCAACUACCAAAACUACGUUUUCUAUCGUUUAAUGGGACAUAUUCAGAGGCCAAUGUAUAUUUAUAUUUAUUCAUAGAACAAUUAUUACAGGUAACAACAAACCUCAAUUCCAUUCGAAUCAGUUGCUCGUGUGAUGACUUGGUGAUGGAUUAUGAGGUUAUAGAUCUAUUGGAAAAAUCUCGAACACCAUACCUAAAACAAGUAAUAAAUUUUACUGCUGAUUAUAAAUAUUUCCCUGGUGAAUCGUUUUUACGUAGAUGGGCAAUUUUAUUACCAUCAUUAAAAUUUAUUUGUUUAAGUAGUACUGAUAUUCACGGGUACAGAAGCAAAUACGUUGCUGAUUUGGUUAAUGCUUCAAUUGAAUUAUUUCCGAACUUGAUCUAUUUAAAAUUAGGAUUAUGGGUAUUCUCAAUGCACAGAAUGCCAAUGAUGUUUUAUAGUUUAAGGAAUGAUCCAAAUUUAUGGUUAAAACGAAAUACAAUACUAAAAUCUAUGAGUGAUAAAGAAUUUUAUGCUCAAUUUAAUACAAACUUAUCCGAGGGUAAUUUAGAAAUCUGGCUUUAA
Messenger RNA from Didymodactylos carnosus, 1893 nucleotides. NCBI's taxonomy places the organism in Eukaryota, Metazoa, Rotifera, Eurotatoria, Philodinida, Philodinidae. The record is from the annotation of a GenBank genome assembly.